Messenger RNA from Rhopalosiphum maidis (corn leaf aphid), 2826 nucleotides. Its product is annotated as pyrokinin-1 receptor-like. Gene Ontology annotation, cellular component: plasma membrane. Gene Ontology annotation, molecular function: neuromedin U receptor activity. NCBI's taxonomy places the organism in Eukaryota, Metazoa, Arthropoda, Insecta, Hemiptera, Aphididae. The transcript is spliced from 7 exons. Gene Ontology annotation, biological process: neuropeptide signaling pathway. The record is from RefSeq and is a predicted model, not a curated record. Bases 407 to 2068 code for a protein of 553 amino acids.
CGCCGCCGUUCGUGUCUUUCGUAUACAGUAUGAUUCGCACGCGAGAGUCGUACGGACCGUCGUUCGGUUGUCGUAAGUCUAGCCGGCGUGUUCACUCGUCUUUACACUGUUUCAAUGAACAUAUUUUAACCGAUCAAUUUUCAAGAACCAUCGACACGAAAACAGAAGAAAAGUCAAGAAGUACAUAAAUAAUUUACAUUAUUGAGAAUUACGUCAAAAUGAUUACAAUGAGUUAAACAAAUAUAUUUAUAACUAUAUUAAAUAACGUUUAAGAAGUAAAAUAAUUAAGAAGAUAAAUUUCUGGUUACCAUAAACUAUUUAAAAUAAUUAUAAAAGUUUGGUUAACAAUAAAUAACCAUGAAUUAACAACUCAAGCAUACAUAUACAAGUAUAACACACAGCGGCAAUGUCACUGCAAAAUGAUCUAUAUGACGACGGUGGUGGCAAAGGUAGCCAGUUGAAUUUGACAGCGGAAAAUACAUGGGACAACGACUACAUAAUGCCUAAACGGGAUCCUCUGUACAUAGUCGUACCGAUGACCAUCAUGUAUUCAGUAAUAUUCGUGACAGGCGUCAUAGGAAACUCAAUCACUUGCAUGGUGAUCGCCAAACACAAAUACAUGCACACAGCCACCAAUUACUAUUUGUUUAGUUUGGCCAUGUCCGAUCUCAUACUACUGGUAUCCGGGUUACCGCAGGAAAUGUGGUCCAUUUGGUCCAGGUAUCCGUACGUAUUUGGUGAAAUAUUUUGUCAACUCAGAGGACUGUUUUCCGAAAUGUCUGCCAAUGCUACCGUACUUACAAUAACAGCGUUCACGGCAGAGCGAUAUGUAGCUAUUUGCCACCCAUUCAUGGCGCAAAGCAUGUCAAAACUUUCCAGAGCCGUAAAACUUAUCAUCAUUAUAUGGCUGGUCGCUGUGUUGUUUGCUAUACCUCAGGCAUUGCAAUUUACCGUGUCGUCGUGGGACGGUUCGUCAGAAACGAUGCAGUGCAAUAUUCGAAGUAUACUGCUAAUGAACACGGACAUCGAACUGUCUACCGUAUCGUUCACGCUGUCAACGCUGCUGUUUUUCUUGCUGCCGAUGACACUGAUAACUGUACUUUAUAUACUUAUCGGACUCCGCCUCCGACGUUCCGACAAACUAAAACGCACCAUCACGGUACGAUCGACACACGGUGAGAAAAAAAUAUCGUCACCCGAGUACAGGGCCAACUCGUCGCCAAAAGUCCUUAAAAUGCUCGUGGCUGUCGUAGUGGCCUUUUUCAUCUGCUGGGCCCCGUUCCACGCGCAAAGGCUGAUCGCAAUAUUCGGGUUCAGCCACGCAUCGUCCGGUAACUUGGACGCGAAGGACAUACCGUUUUUACAUCAGCUAUACGGUAUUUCCACUUACAUCUCUGGAGUUCUCUACUAUGUAUCCACCACCAUCAACCCGAUACUGUACCACAUCAUGUCACUGAAAUUCCGAGGAGCUUUUAAGGAAACGGUGUUACGGUGUUGUGGCGGCGACAGCGGCUGCGGCGGCGACGGAUGGACCGGAAAGGGCGGCAAACAGCAGCGUCCGGCACGCUGGGCACGGCGAAGGCUGCGCAGCGACUCGUCCGAACCGACCACCGACGACCGCCGACCGAAGUACAGACGCGUGUCCGGACGAACGACUUCGUCCGUCGACUUUCCCGCCACCGCCGACGAAAUCGACGACGAUGACGACGACGACGAAGUUUGCGAUGACGGUAGUCCGGUCGCCGACGCCGGGCAGCUCGCCGACUGCGGCUGGCGGCGGUCGCUAACGGGGUUGUCGGCCACCGGAAACGCUGAGCGACGGCACGACAGCAGCUGCAGCAACAGUGCCGGGAGCAGCGGAGGGAAUUGCGACGACACCUCCGCUCCGGCCGGCGCCCGUGGACGGCGUCUGGUGAAAGCACCGCCGGCGAUAGCGCUCAGCAACUGGAUAGUGAUCAGCAACAGUAGCCUCAAGGACGUGGACAGCGACGAUCUGCGCGACGAGCUCGUCGGUUACGCGGCCGACCACUCGGCGGCGAUCCGCGGCGAGACUACGUAUUAUUAUUAAUAAUGGGGCGCGAUGGGGGUUUGUCCCCCCGAGAGCGGUACACUAAACGCGCCGCGCCGAGAAUACUGCCAUCUGUUUUCAAAUGGGCGAUAUGGCCGUCGGGGCGAGUGUAACAGUUUUGCAGACCAAAAAAUUAAUAUUCCGUUUGGGCGAAUGAGAUUGUUUUUACCUAUACGCGAACGAUAUACCGACACGUAUACUAUGGAGUAGGUACGGACUUGCGCGCUUGUAAUUUUAUUUUAUUUAUUUCUUACCUGUACAUUUCUAGACUAUGAUAUACAAUAUUAUAAUACCGAUAUCUUAUUAAAGUUAGUGCCCAUAAUUGAUUAUGUAUAUUAUUGUAUGUGAUUUUAUUUUAUUUUUUGAAAUUGAAACUGUUUAUUUAUUUUAAUAUUAUACAUUAUAAAUAGUGUAAACAAAUAUUAAUUUACCUAUAUAAACCUAUUCAUACGAUUAAUCCGCCCAAACAAUAUUUUUCAUGGAACAAACACUCAUCACAACGAUAUUAUGACGUAUAACUAUUCGGCCCAAAUGGUCUACGCCCAUUUAUAGGUUGCGAUUUGCGUUUGUGUGUGUGUGUGUAAUGACUCGUGUUUGAAAAAUAUAGCACCUAUCUAUGCGAUGUCUGCAGCGUGAGUGUGCGACUCAGUGUAGCUGGUGAUAUAUUUUUUUCCUAACACCAGUCAUUGGUAGGUUUUUCCCAUAUUGAUUAUACAAACAAAACUACGAUACAUCUUUCAUGUCGUUGUAGUGUUGUA